This is a messenger RNA of Exophiala xenobiotica, 1740 nucleotides long. RefSeq lists its product as uncharacterized. The record is from RefSeq and is a predicted model, not a curated record. Gene Ontology annotation, cellular component: membrane. Bases 1 to 1740 code for a protein of 579 amino acids. Gene Ontology annotation, biological process: transmembrane transport; carbohydrate transport. Lineage: Eukaryota; Fungi; Ascomycota; Eurotiomycetes; Chaetothyriales; Herpotrichiellaceae. The transcript has 7 exons. Gene Ontology annotation, molecular function: carbohydrate:proton symporter activity.
AUGUGGGAGAUUCUGAAAGCUCGAGGAGUGGCCCAUGGCCGGCUGACGGGCCUACGUCUCAUCACCGCCAUCAAUGUCGUUGCAGGGUUGGGGAUUUUCUUCAGUGGCUAUGACCAAGGUGUUAUGGCCGGAGUGAAUGUCUCUCCAGAUUACAUUCGCACAAUGGGCCUGGGCUACACUGACCAUCAAGGGAACAACAUCAUCACCAAGCCUACCGAACAAGGCGGAAUCGUGGCAAUCUACUAUCUAGGCACCUCAAUCGGAACUCUGCUGGGCGGUGCCCUCAGUGAUCACGUCGGGCGCAUACGCACUGUUCUCCUGGGCUGCUUCUUCGCCAUAUUUGGCGCUGCUCUACAAGCCGGGGCUAAGAACACGCCCUGGAUAUUAUGUGCUCGCAUUGUGACAGGCAUGGGUACUGGCAUAUUUAACGGCGUGCUUCCAGUCUGGAGUGCCGAAACCUCGCACAAAAACCACAGAGGUUUCUUCGUGUCCUUUGAGUUUACGCUCAAUUAUGUCGGGCUUAUCACUGCAUACUGGCUUGAGUACGGCGUCAGCUUCGUGGACGGGGGUAAUACGAGCUUUCGCUGGCGUUUCCCUCUGGCCUUUCAGAUUGUUCCACUGUUCGCACUUGUGGCGUUACUUUUCUUCAUGCCUGAAUCCCCUCGCUGGCUGGUCAAGGUUGGACGUUUCGAGGAAGCCAAGAUCAUCCUCGGUCGAUUGCGAGGAGAAGGAGACCCCCUCCAUCCCGAGGCGGUUGGAGAGUUUGAGGAUAUCCAUGGCGCUGUCGAGCUUGAAAGAGAGACCGGCCGACGCUUCAACUAUUGGACAAUGCUGACCGGCCGAGGAAGCGGGAAGCUGCAUCUCGAGCGUCGAGUCCAACUCUCGCUUUGGCUCUUGUUCCUUCAAGCAUGGACCGGCAUUACAACAAUCACCGUGUACUCUCCUAUCAUGUUUACUCUGGCAGGAUAUAGCAACACAAAGUCACAAUUGUUAGCUGGCAUCAAUAACAUCGGUGCAUGUCUCUGUUCCCUAAUCGGAAUGGUGCUGAUUGAUCGAGUCGGACGUCGCUGGAUGUUAUGGGUUGGCGCUGCCAUGCUAGGGGUCUGCAUGUUCUUAGAGACCGGCAUGGUCACGAUGCUGAAAAAGCAAGUACCCGGAUCCUCUGAAGCACAGGCUUGGGGUGCUGCCUCGGCCUUCUUCGUUUUCUUUUUCACUGGCAUCUUUGCAUCAAGUUGGCUUGAUGUCCCUUUUGUUUACCCCACUGAAACAUUCCCUCUAGAGGCCAGUUCAUUCCUUGUGUCCCGUUCGACCAGGUCGCUUACGAAAAUACAGGUCCGUGCUAAAGGUAACGCCUUCGGCACUGUCGACUGGGGCCUCGGAUGUGGAAGCGUCUCCCUGCUCGUUCCAGUCUGGUUCUCAACACUAUCACAAUACACUUUUCUAAUCCACGGAUGCGUGAACUUCCUGACAAUUCCCGUCGUAUAUUGUCUCUAUCCUGAGACGAAGCAACGCACGCUUGAGGAAAUGGACCUGCUCUUCGCGUCCGACAAGCCAUGGGUCUGGGAAGCUGAGAAGACGUUCCAGAGGCUGAAGAAGGAGAAUAUGCAGAUUUUGCAUUUAAGCAAUGCAAGUCCCGUGAGGAAAGAUGGAGCCAAAGAUGACGGAGUGAGGGAGAAGCCAGAUAUGGAGACGGAGCACAUGGAGCGUUCGAGUGACGAAGGGCCCAUGCAGGCUGAUUGA